This is a messenger RNA of Penicillium argentinense, 1560 nucleotides long. Its product is annotated as arrestin (or S-antigen), N-terminal domain protein. The record is from RefSeq and is a predicted model, not a curated record. The coding region runs from base 1 to 1560 and encodes 519 amino acids. The transcript has a single exon. NCBI's taxonomy places the organism in Eukaryota, Fungi, Ascomycota, Eurotiomycetes, Eurotiales, Aspergillaceae.
AUGGUCACGACCUCAGUGAUCAGUCGAGGGUCGGAGACCCUGGAUGCUUUCACGCGGCGCUCACAGCCUAAAAUUGACAUCCACCUGGAUGGCCAAAAGCCCGGUCUGGUCAGCUCAUAUACUACUGGCGACCAAAUUGACGGCACCGUCACCAUCACCGUGGAUCAUGACAUCCGCUUUGACGAAAUCGAGAUUGUCCUGCAAGGUAUGAUUAUCGCUCCGCGUCAGCUUGGUCUCUGCGCGCCAGUCCCUGAUCUCGAUAUAGGCAUCUCCCGAACUACGGUUGAACGAGCUGCUUGUCCCGGACGCACUGGCUCCGAGCACAUGUUUCUGAAGCUCCGCCAGCCCAUUGAAGAGACGGACUACCCGACUCCGCGAAUGUUCGAGGCCGGUCACAAAUACACCUUCGCCUUCCAAUUCGUCAUCCCCGACCAGCUCUUGCCGCAAGUCUGCACUCACAUGCGAAAGAACGACGCUGUUCACCGAUCCCACACCAUGCUCCCGCCGACUCUAGGAGAUCCAAUGUUGGCUGGGAAUGGAAAGUCUCUAUUGGAUGAUAUGGCGCCGGAAAUGAGCCAAAUCUCCUACAUUAUCCGCGCGGGCGUAUUCAGGAGAUCCUCCACGGAUCAGCGCCAGGUAAAGACUCUGGCCAACUUCGCCAAAAAGGUUCGCAUAAUCCCGAUUGUGGAGGAAGAGCCACCGAUCGAUGUGGGAGAUCACCACCAAUACUAUUGCACACGCAAGGAGAAAAGCGUGCGGCGCGGAUUUUUGAGGGGAAAACUGGGUCGAAUGAUUGCCACAACGGUGCAGCCAAAACCAAUCCGUCUUCUCCCACUCAGCUGCGAGGCCCCUGAUACUGUCAGCACUGUUGCCACGGUUCAAUUGCGAUUUGACCCGGUGGGUAACGAGAUGCCACCAAAGCUCGGCUCAAUGACGAGCAAACUCAAGGCCAGCACUUUCUACAGCGCCGGUCCCUGGGAGGACUACCCCUGCCAGUCUGGAAGUAUGCCAUUCUCGCAGGUCGGGCAAGGCCUCUUCAACGAGUCGGUUCCUCUCUCGACCAUGUGCGUUGCAUCUGCACAAUGGCAGAAGCACUCCACGAGUGACUGCGAACGCCGGGGCUCAACCCAGACUACUAGUACUUGCUCCGAAGACUCAACCAGUGUUGGAACAUCGCCCGAAUUUACUGGGGAAACCUACUACACUGCCUCAGUAGUAAUCCCCGUCAACCUUCCCGCCUCGAAGACCUUCGUCCCGACUUUCCACUCGUGCCUCAUGUCGCGCACCUACUCCCUGGACCUGUCGCUCUCUUACCACACCCCAGGCACGAAUGUGCUCACCCCGACAGUGACUUUACGAGUUCCAGUCCAGAUCAUCACUCAGACCAAAUAUGCGUCGUCUGUGAAGUCUGAACUGGGACUGGUUGUGACCCAGGCCGAAUUGGACGAAUACUUUUCUCCACGAUCUGUGACCGCGUCCAUCAACGAGCCUGUGGUCAACGUGAAUCUGGCUCCCCCGGAGUAUUCAGAAGCGACAGCUCGCAGCAUUGUCCGCGCAUGA